CUGUGUGUCUUUGGAGGCUCUAUUGGCGCCAUCAUUGCCACCUGGGCUUGCCGUCACUGCUUCAAGGGCAUUGUGACCCGCCUUCAGGACCAAUACAGCAAUCUCAAGCAAAUUAGCCGCGUGCUCGAAGGGGACCAGGGCUUUCGCAUCGUCUGCAUGGCACGCUUGACCUUUGUCCCCUUUGGCCUUCAAAAUGCCCUCUUCUCCUCGGCAAAGUUCUCCCGCCGUGCCUACUUUCUGGCCACUGCCGCGGGCCUUUUUCCCAUGACUGCUCUAAACGUCUACAUUGGAACUACCGUCCGCUCCAUGGAGGACGUCAUGUCCGGGGAUUGGCAAAAUAAUGCCCACUAUGUCGUCGUCGUGGCCGGUCAGCUCAUCAUUGCCUGCAUCGUCACGCUCUACGUGAGCCAACGCAUGAAGCGCGAGGUCUUGGCCGCU
Molecule: messenger RNA, 438 nt
Organism: Monosiga brevicollis MX1
Lineage: Eukaryota; Choanoflagellata; Craspedida; Salpingoecidae
Exons: 1
Source: RefSeq, a predicted model, not a curated record